Molecule: messenger RNA, 6413 nt
Organism: Stegostoma tigrinum
Lineage: Eukaryota; Metazoa; Chordata; Chondrichthyes; Orectolobiformes; Stegostomatidae
Gene: hoxb3a
Product: homeobox B3a
Exons: 4
Coding region: 4298-5482 (394 amino acids)
Biological process (GO): regulation of transcription by RNA polymerase II
Cellular component (GO): nucleus
Molecular function (GO): RNA polymerase II cis-regulatory region sequence-specific DNA binding; DNA-binding transcription factor activity, RNA polymerase II-specific
Source: RefSeq, a predicted model, not a curated record
UCGUGUCUCUCUAUGUAAAUAUUAUGUGUGUUAUUUAUGUUUUACAAGACUGUCAUAACAUUUGACAAAUAGUGCCUUUCCUUCUAUUUUUCAAUUUACCACGGUGGUAUAUUUGUUUAUUUCUCCAUUUUCUUUGAUUUUUUGUGGGAAUGUUUUCCUUCUUGCUUUCUUGAUUUAUUGCAAAAAUAUGUCAGCAACGCUAUGGAUGCCAUUGUGUGCAAGUUGUGUGUUGUUUAUGCUCGUCUGUGUGAUAAAUCAUGCUCUUUGAGAAUGAUGUGCAAGUGAUGAUAUUCAGGAAUGAGGAAGGUUGUAAUCCUCUCCCCAGAGUUGAUUAUUGCGGGCCAUUUGUAGCAAUAGAUCAGAGGAUAAUAUGAAAGCUAUAGCUGGGGGUCUUAAAUUACAGCAUCCGUGAUUACCAAUUAUGGAUAGUUUUGUAUGAAUUCUUUAAAACACAACGCCUCAUUGGAAUAAAAACCUAGUAAAGGAGGCGCUUUGGGUGACCAGAAAUGAAUUGCGAAACCCAAUUUUGAAAAUGAGCGAAGACUAACAGACUUCCACAACGCCUCGGUCCUUUUAUUCUGCGGUUGGACGCCAGCCAGUCAAAUUGAAGCCAUUAAUAGCAGCGUAACAUUUAACACCGAUCGUUAGUGCAAACCUUUAUGUAGUAAAAUUAGAAUAACUUAGUGAUUGGCGUUAAAUAUUAAUGGUUGCAGCAGGCAAAGAACAUCAGUAGUGAAACGCGGGUGCCUUUCAAAAUACCAUUAUCUGUCAGUUGCAUGGUAAUCUUUUUCUUAUUGAGGGAUAUUUAAUGGUCGUUUUUAAUUAUGAUUAUGUGAAUUCCUUUUAAGUGUUUGUUUUGAUAAUUACACUCAGCGUUGGAAUUAUCCAUUAUAUACUCUAUCUGGUAGCCCAACAAAGAUGAAAAUCUCAAAAUACUUCUGAACAAUUUAAUUAUUUAAUAUGCAAGAUGCAGAAAUCAAAAAGGGACGCAGUUGCAGGUGAACGAACUACAAGUACAUGGAACAAAUUUGGAAUUUGUCUAUGAUUUAAUACAUUUCCUGUAAAAUUAUGCUGUAUUUGUCUUUGUUCUUUUGUACUAGAUAGAUUUAUGUAUGUUCCACUCAUUUGUGUAUGUUACAUGAAAUAAGAUUAAACUACCAUGGAAUAGAUUGACAAAGUUCAUAUGCCUUUAAAAAUGUGGCACAUAAUCUGUUUCCUCAAUCUCCGAAUAUUGGUUCUGCUCUUGUAAAUGAGGAGGAAAAACAAUGAAAACUCGCAGUUGCUCUAUGAUUGGCAGGCCUUUGGGAUGUCGAUUUUCUUCAUUUGCCAAAAAAUGCUCCUGAGAAAAGAGAAAACGGUAAGGCAUUAGCAAAUCGAUAUCAGAACACAAUUGGAUAUUGCUUAGCUUCCACAGCAAAGAUGUGUAAAUUUCUUUGCAAGUCUGACCCUGGAUUCAAUUGAAGCUUUAUUAAUUGAUAACUCCCAGCACCAAAAUGGAAAAAUAAUGUGACUCUCUGCCCUCAACACACAUGAAUCAUACUCAAUGGCACUGUGUACGUUCAGAGGAGCUGAGAGCAAUGUGUAUUUCGUGAACAAAAAUCCGGAAAGGCAGAAUAAACUGAUAAAUUCUGAAAAAUGUUAAGGAUUGAAGCCUGUUUUUUUUCCCAUAUUUAAAAAUUACAGCCUUUUAUUUACAUUUAAUUAUUGUGCUUUUUGACCAUCCUGACAAAGCCGUGCCGAACCACUCAACGAAAAGCCCCUCCUAAAGGCUUUGUUCAUUUGCCUCUCUUUAACAGCAGUGGUGACUUCAAUAGAAAGCAACACAUCAAGACUAGGGUCACUGUAUUUCAAAAAUUAGAAAUUGCCAAAAACACAGGAUUCGAUACUGUGCCGAGAUGUCAAACAGCAUUGUUUAUCUUGAUUCUUCCUGUUUUGUUAUUUGUCUCGUAAAUCAAGUUGCUACAUUUUUGUUCUCUACUACAGAUCGCAUACCACUGCAUGAGCAACAAAAUUAUGCAAACACAAAGGAAAUUUGCUCAGGUUUUCUGAUUUCUACACUUUCCCUCCACCCCCUCUGUUGUUUUAUCCCCACUUUCCAUUCCUCAGCUGGCAGAAUUAACUUUGUGAACCAGUUUAAGAUUUAUUUAUGAUGUCUCAUUUCAUAAUUGGUUUGCUAUCUCCCUUAUCUACAUCGUUCAUUUACAUCCUUCAAAUUGAACAGAUAUACUUCAAAUAAAAUCCUUUUAACGGAAUGUUAAUAUAUUAGGAGGUUAUAAGGAAAUAUUCCUUCCUACUCCCAGAAUAGCCGUUGCUCUUACAAGAUGGCUAUUUAAUGUACAGGUAAUUAUACUCCUCAUAAUAAAUCAUGUCUCUUCUUCCUGUUAAUAUAUUGUGCUAGCCUGUAUGUGGCUGUUUAAAAUUAUGGGGAAAAAGAUACUGAUAUUUUCAGUAGAAGCGAUUAUGUCUGGGACAGUGCGUAGAAGAGUAGGUGAGGAUGGCAAUGUAUUUACAUUUCCUAAUAUAUGCACGAUGAUAGGAAACGAAAUGAAACUAACUAAACCUACAGUUUAUAAACAAUUCGCCUUUUUCAAAAUAAUCAAAACGUUAAAGAAUUUAUAUUUCGUUCAUUGCAUAGAACAGUAUUGCAAAAUGUGUUAAAUUGAAAUUUAAAAUCAAGAAUGGAUAAGACAGACAAUAAGAUCAUCAAACACAUGUAAAAUUCUAUAAACAUGCAUCAUUUCGCUGCUGAUCUUUAGUAAAGUAAAAUAUGAAAACCUGAUGCAGCAUCCGACAAAAAUUGCGAAGCUAAGUGAACAAUAUUUGUUCAAUAGAAUUUCACGUAGUUUCUUACAUAAAGGAUAUAUAAUUAACCGAUCAGUAUUGCAGUAGAUAUGUAAAGUUCCUGACUUUGCAGCUCAUGGUGUUUCAACGCCUCUCAAUAGCCGAUAAAAUUAGCUCCAGUAAAGACAAGGUAAUAAAUUAUAUUGAUGCUGUUCUAUGCUCCCAGACUGGCUAUUAGAAAAGUGAAAAUGUAAUAACUAUAACCCUUGACCCUUCCCUGAUAAUACAAAACGAACCUAAUUGUGAGAUACAAUUUACUUCAUGGUUCCAGUAGUGUAGAUUUCUCUGUUGCAAACGAUGGCGAUUUUUGAUCUUUUUCUUCUGUUCAGUGAAAGCGUCAAAUCACCAAAAAGCUAAUGGUUUUUUUGUGCCAAAUUUUCCAUGUUCUUUCCCCCCAUUCCUUUGUGUUGAAAUGUGGUCGGUCUCUAAGGAGCAAUUGUCCGAAAUUGUUGCAACUGGAGGAACAAAAAUAGGAUAAGGUGAUGCCCUGUUCGCACUCCGUAGAGAUUUGAGGUUUAUUUGCUUGAAAGUAAUGAUUGUAAUCAUUUUAUAAAUCACAUAGACAUUGUUAGGAAAUUGACAUAGUGAGACCGUAGCAAUGAGCUCAAGAAGUAGCAUUGUUUUUGGCUUGAAUUUUUUUCACUAUUGCUUUUUACUUUUUCUUUCUAUUCUGCGUAAGUUUCUUUCACUCUAUUUCUGCAUCUCUUACUCACUGUCUCCCGCUGUUAAAUAUCACAGCAUAUUUAGCUGGCGGAUCCGAUAUUUGAAAGGAGUCCGCUAAUGGCGUUCUGCGUAUUCUCAGCAAUUUCUGACAUCCAUACACCAGACCAGUUCCUAUUGGACACGUUACACACAUCUAUAUUUCACCUUCUGUUUACCAUUCUGGCCUAUAUCUUGACAGUAGCCUAAACCUUAAAUCGCGUUCAGUGUACAUUAAUGUGUACUAGAUAUUUUUUAACAGCAUGUGCAGAAUUAAGCUUCCGACUAUAAGUAAACUACUCAGAUUUUGCAGGAAGUCCGUUCACGUAUAAGGCUAGUUGGGAACCGGCCGUUUGCAACUUCGCAGUCCAACUGCUAUUGAAUCCAUUCCUGUCAAGCGAACCCAUGCAUCUUUCGAUGACGCUCCCGAGAUCUUCCAGAAGGCAUUUCUUUCAAAUCCACCAGGGUCCAAUAAAUAUUUUCCUCCCGUGGGGGUACAACUGAGCUCCACCACCUGUGAUGAAAGACCAAAUUCAGUGAUCGCUUUCCAAGUUCCAUUGCUACAAUCCAACAGCCUUGGUUCUUUAUAAAGACCCCUUCAGCAGCUGCACCUUGGAUCGAGAGCUAGCAGCACUACGACGGUCAACUGCCAGGAGGCUAUUGGAAGAGAACGUCACGUGAAUUGGGGUGCCAAUGUUAUUCGAUAAGGGUGUCAGGACCCUGACAGUUUGUGAAAUAAAUAUUGGGAAACUGCGAGAUGCAAAAAACGACAUACUACGACAACUGUACUCUAUUCAGUGGAUACACAUACCAGGGAGCAAAUGGCUUCAGCUAUGAAGUGGCGCAGGAACCCUAUCCACCAUCUUCUCACGUUGAAAGUGAUUUUCAGAGGUCGGCCUGUUCCCUUCAGCCAGCUGGCACUAGUGUUCCGCAUCCCAAAUCUAAAGACAUCAAUGGGAGCUGCAUGCGUUCGAAUCUCCCCGAGCAUCGCCAACCUCCACCUGUCUCACCCCCUCAAAACCCCAGCAGCAACUCGACACAGCCAGGUACCAGCAAGACUCUGCCCAAGUCUUCUCACACGUCCACUCCCAGCCUCACCAAGCAGAUAUUCCCGUGGAUGAAAGAGUCACGGCAAAACUCCAAGCAAAAAAAUAACAACUGCCCCAGCACAGCUGAAAAUGUCAGUGGGGACAAAAGCCCGCCGGGUUCUGCCUCGAAGCGAGCGCGCACUGCCUAUACCAGCGCGCAGUUGGUGGAACUGGAGAAGGAAUUCCAUUUUAACCGUUACCUUUGCAGACCUCGCCGAGUGGAAAUGGCGAACCUGCUGAACCUCAGUGAACGACAGAUCAAGAUCUGGUUUCAGAACCGCCGAAUGAAGUACAAAAAGGAUCAAAAAACGAAAGGCAUGGUGAGUUCUUCCGGAGGACAAUCGCCCACGGGAAGCCCCCCGCUUCCCGUCCAGGCCCCUACUGGAUUUGUCAACGCCAUGCAUCCGCUUUCGAACAACUCUGCCUAUGACGCCCCUUCACCGCCGCCUUUCAAUAAACCUCAUCAGAACGCUUAUGCUAUGACCACAAGUUACCAAAACCCGAUGAAAGGUUGCCCAGCUCAGCAACAGAAAAGAUAUCCUGGGACAGCUCCUGAGUACGAUCCCCAUUCGCUACAGGGGAAUGGGAACUAUGGGACACCAAAUUUGCAGGGUAGCCCUGUAUACGUUGGCGGGAACUAUGUGGAUUCUAUGUCCACUUCAGGGCCUUCUCUCUUCGGCCUCAAUCAUCUUUCUCACCCUGCAUCUUCAAACAUGGACUACAACGGUGGUGCUCAGAUGACUCCCAAUCAGCACCAUGGACCUUGUGACCCACAUCCAACCUACACAGAUCUUACAUCGCAUCAUCCUUCUCAGGGAAGAAUUCAGGAAGCUCCAAAGCUGACCCAUCUGUAGCAGGCCCAAGCAGGAGCUUUACUGAGAGAAGUAAACAACAAGUUACCCUUUCCUUAUCUCAUGAUAGAUUUUUGACCCACUCCUUAUUGAUGUUUUUUCAAUCAUGUAUACUGACUUGUAUUAAUAUAUGUUGCUUAUGUUAUCCCUUCACAGACUAAGCCCUCCUAUAUAGAGUAUACCAACUGCAUUCCACUGUCCUUUCACCCCACCCCCACCCUUACCAUCCUCCCCUCUCCAUUACAAUCUUUAGGGUUCAUUAAAAUUUGUAAUGCAAAAUCCUAAAGGUUGUACAUUUAUUUUUUGGACUCAACGUGAAACAGGGUAAAUGAACAAAUCUUCUGUCCUUUGAAAAAAAAGCAAAAGUGAAGACACUUUGGGUAUUUGCUGAUGCUGAAUUUACUUUGGACACCUGUAUUGCACUUAUUGUUUACAUUUCAAUGAGUGAAACAACUCAUAAGAGGCAAGCAACUCCAACCCGGCCUUGAAGGAAUCUUAAGACUGAGUAGCUGGUGCGUCUUUCAAUAUGUGUCUAUUCUGGUGAACAUGCAGAUAUAUUUAUUGAUUAUGCCAGGAAAAUAUUUCUUCUUUUUUGUAUUAUUUAUCCCCAACAAUACGUAUUUAUAUAAAAAAUUAAAAUCUGUACUUUUUAGUAUUUACCUGUCGACACAGUUGUAUUCAUGUCACUGUAAACAAGUUUAUUUUAGUUAAUGUAAACUAGAACGAGAAAGUAGUUUUCUGCUACCAUUGUACCUACAAAUAUUGUAGUUAUAUUGAAGGCAUGGGAACAGAAUUGGGCAGUAAUUGUAUAGUCAUGAUUUAGAAAAUUAUAGCAAAUCCUCCUUUUCUGACACUCCUUGCCUUCUUCGUAGUUAUUUUCCUUGCUAAGAGUUGUCUGUCAAGCAAUUCUGGAAUAAAUCUCCUGUUAACAGAA